Messenger RNA from Dioscorea cayenensis subsp. rotundata (Guinea yam), 1099 nucleotides. RefSeq names its product GRF1-interacting factor 2-like. Gene Ontology annotation, biological process: cell population proliferation; leaf development; positive regulation of transcription by RNA polymerase II. Lineage: Eukaryota; Viridiplantae; Streptophyta; Magnoliopsida; Dioscoreales; Dioscoreaceae. The transcript has 4 exons. The record is from RefSeq and is a predicted model, not a curated record. Gene Ontology annotation, cellular component: nucleus. Gene Ontology annotation, molecular function: transcription coactivator activity. Bases 197 to 913 code for a protein of 238 amino acids.
CCCCGUGUCAGUAUUCAUACCCUAAUUUCUCUCUCUCAACAUAUAAAUAUAUCAUUCGAUCAAUUUGAGCCCCAAAACCCCCCUCGAAUCCUCCAAACCCUCGCCAUUAUCCCCGCACCGCUUUCCCUCUUACCCCUUUUCUCUCCUCGAUUUCCUUCAAUCCGGCUGGCGGCGCAAGUGAAGAAGCCAAGGGAGCAUGCAACAGCAACACCAGCAGGCGGCGGCGCAUCCUAUGCCCGCGAUUCCACCGGCCAACAUCACCACCGAACAGAUUCAGAAGUAUUUGGAUGAGAAUAAGCAGUUGAUUCUUGCAAUUUUGGAGAAUCAGAACUUGGGAAAGCUCGCUGAGUGUGCACAGUAUCAAAACCAGCUCCAAAAAAAUCUAUUGUAUCUGGCUGCUAUUGCAGAUGCCCAGCCUCAGGCAUCAGCUGUUCGACCUCCGCAGAUGAUGCCACACGGUGCGGUGCCACCAGGAGGCCAUUACAUGCAGCAGGCACCCAUUUUCCCCACUAAACCUCCUUUGCAGUUUAACCAUAACCCACAACAAGUGAUGCAAGAGCAGCAGCAGCAGAUGCAUCAGCUCCACCACCCGUCGCAGGUGCUGCCUUUUCCUGGCCACAUGGGAAUGAGACCUGGUCUUAUGAACGGCAUGCAUCCAAUGCACCCAGAAGCAACCCUUGGAGGUGGCAGCACCAAUGACUUGCAGCCAUCAGCAAUGGCUGACUAUCCACGAGGCAUAAGUAAUGCUCCUAGCAGCUCAAUAGAUGCCCGAGGAAACAAACAGGAUGCAGUUGGCACCGCCUCUGAUGCAACCGGUGCUGCAGAUGGCCAUAGAACUACAUCAAUGGACCGUGGAAGUGGUGAUGGAGAACCAACUCAAUCGAAAAGGCCGGAAGAUAACAAGACCCCUUGAAUCUCUUUAUAGUCCAUAAUAGUUUUGUGCUGAUGUGUGAUGAACAUUGGGUUUAACAACUAAUAUCAGAUAUUGUAUGAGAUACUGGCUUCUCGUACUUGGUUCUCUUGAAUUGUUGAACCAUGUAAUGAAUGAUCUAGUUUUCAGUCUUUAACCAUGCCUGUCAUGAUUUUACUGGUUCUUUAA